AUGGAUCUUAAAUAUCUUUUAUGCGAACCUGUAUCGAAAUUGGCAGUCAAGGCAAACGAACAAGCUGCUUUGAUACAUCAAACAAACCAACAACAAAACCAUGAUUGGCACUCCAUUACAAUGUACUCGACUGUGAUCACAAAGCAGCAGGAUUGGAAUCAGCAACAGCUUCUAAGUAGUAGCCCAAAGAGUGUUUGCAGCAGCCUCAGCACAUGUAGUAGCACCAGCUCCAACAGUAGCAACGAUGAUUACAUUGCGACUCCCGGAAGAAGCAACAGCUUCAGUUCAUUACGUGCUCCUAUUUCACAAUACCAUCACCAGCAUCAACAAGAGCAAUCCAGACGUCGUACUGCAAGUGAUGUAAGCCUCACAAGACACCAUAUGUUCAUCUAUAGUCAUCCAAAUCGCAGACCACGCUCAGAAUCUGCAGGUAAUACAAGCAAUGUGCAGACCAGAACGCCCUGGACGCCCUUCGAGGAUCAUUUGCUCCAACAAGGAUAUGACCAAGGAUUAUCUUGGGCCAUGAUCUCUUCAACCUAUCUUCCUCACCGAUCGAGAGGUUGUUGUUGGGGUAGAUUCAAGACAUUACAAAACAAAAACAUGGUUGAUCCAAAUCACACUCAUAUGAGACAUUUCAGAAGACCUUGGAAAGCCAUUGAUUUCAGUAACAACAGCAAGAAACAGCAACAACAUGGAAUCUAA
Molecule: messenger RNA, 702 nt
Organism: Mucor velutinosus
Lineage: Eukaryota; Fungi; Mucoromycota; Mucoromycetes; Mucorales; Mucoraceae
Exons: 1
Coding region: 1-702 (233 amino acids)
Source: RefSeq, a predicted model, not a curated record